Triticum aestivum (bread wheat) is the source of this 1593-nucleotide messenger RNA. RefSeq names its product WAT1-related protein At3g30340. Gene Ontology annotation, molecular function: transmembrane transporter activity. The record is from RefSeq and is a predicted model, not a curated record. The transcript has 3 exons. Gene Ontology annotation, cellular component: membrane. The coding region runs from base 96 to 1142 and encodes 348 amino acids. Lineage: Eukaryota; Viridiplantae; Streptophyta; Magnoliopsida; Poales; Poaceae.
ACUCACCAUAAAGCUUUUUUCGAAAAGGAAGGCAAAGCCUCCCUCGCCAUAUAGUUCUUGCUAGUUCACUUGACUGUGUUGAUCAAGAGUGCAGGAUGGACUGGAAACCAACGGUGAUGAUGAUGGCGGUGGUGAUCAUGUAUGCGGUGUUGAAUGUGCUGACGAAGAUGGUUUUCAAUGAAGGGAUGCACACCACUGUCUUCAUCGUCCUCCGCCUGCUCGUCGCCGCGCUCUUCCUCUCCCCGAUCGCAUACUUCAAAGAGAGGAAGAGUAGACCUAAGCUGACCAUGGAGAUAUUCGUCUACCUCUUCUUCAGUGCCUUGCUCGGAGCCUCUCUGAUCCAGUGGCUCUUUUUCCUGGGCCUGAGGUACACGACGGCCACGUUCGCGAGCGCCUUCAACAACACGACUCCCAUGUUCACCUUCCUCCUCGCACUGGCCUUCAAGGUCGAGAAGAUCGAUGCCGCCAGCCGCUCCGGUGCAGCCAAGCUCACCGGCACGGCCGUGGGGCUGGCCGGAGCGACGGUGCUGGCACUCUACCAUGGCCCGACCCUGGUGGGGGCGCCGUCGGGGGACCACCUAGCCGCCGCUGCCACCCACGGCGGUGCGCGGAGGUGGGCGGUGGGCUCGGUGGCGUUGCUGGGCUUCUCGGCAAGCUGGUCGCUGUGGUUCAUCCUGCAGUCCAAGAUCGGGACAAAGUACCCGGCGCUCUACUCCGGCACGGCGUGGAUGUUCCUGCUCAGCUUCUUCCAGAUGGCCGCCGUCGGGGCUGCCACCGAGAAGAUGAGCUUGCUGGUCUGGGUUCCCCGCACGGCGCUCCAGGCCGUCACCGUGGUGUUUGCUGGCGUGGGGUCGUCCGGGCUGGGGUUCCUGGCCAUGUCAUGGUGUGUGGAGCGGCGAGGGCCGGUGUUCACCACGGCCUUCAUGCCGCUGAUCCAGAUCGUCACCGCCGGGAUCGAUGUCGCCGUCCUCCACGAGCAGCUCCACCUCGGGAGUGUCGUCGGGUCGGCGGUCGUGGUCGUGGGGCUCUACUUGGUCCUGUGGGGAAAGAGCAACGAGGCGAGCAUCGGAUCCAAACUCCCUCCUCCAUCACUUUCCAAGCCCGAUUGGGAUAUACCAGAAGAAACAGAGAAUCGUACGUAGUUCAAGGAUUGUUCAGAGCGUGUGAUCGAUGAGCAGCCCGAGCAAGGAGGCAAGGAGAUUAAUUAAGCACACGGUGCACGAUUUUAUUUUAUUUUACUUUAGUAGGUAGGCUAAUGGAAAUAAUUCACGCUUAAUUUUCGACAGAAUAAACUCUCUUACACCCAUAUGAUGCUGAAUCUCAGCCACCAAAUACCCAUAAGUAGAAUACCGAAGACUAUCCCCUUUCAAUGCCAUGAAUGCUUCUGAAGAGUUAGUCUAAACAAUAACAGGCCCCUCACAAUGCUCAUUAGCAAGGGCCAUGCCUUGCAUUAGAGCAUGUAGUUCAGCUUCUAGGGCGUCAUUGCAGUUGAAAAUACACCGAUACGCCGCAAAGAUGACGCUGCCGUCACUUCUUUUCAGCACCAUCCCCGCUGUUGCUGAUCCAUCAGCCCCCAAGAAAGCUCCGUCGACA